Molecule: messenger RNA, 2916 nt
Organism: Closterium sp. NIES-65
Lineage: Eukaryota; Viridiplantae; Streptophyta; Zygnematophyceae; Desmidiales; Closteriaceae
Source: the annotation of a GenBank genome assembly
AUGGCGUCGGCACUGUCAAGCCUCGUGUCGCAUACGAACCUUCGCUCGCUCCUCAUCUUCGCGCUCUUCGCUUGCUUCGCCUUCCUCUCCGUGGAGAUUGGUUACAAUUUCCGUUACACCGCCACCGACGCGCACGUCGCAGCGCACUCAGCGGCGUCCCUGUUGCUCCCGCGGUACCAGCAGCAGGCAGCGCAGCCGCGGCCGGGGGAGAGCGCGGAGGAGGUGCUGGGGAAGCUGCGCGCGGAGAUCGAGAAGCAGCAGCUGCGCACCGCGAAGCGCCAGCUCUUUCGCGACGAGGUGCGCACGCUUAUGGACGAAAUUGCGCGGCUUAAAGCGAAUCACUCGGGGCCAAUCAAAGCCGAGGAUCUCAAAACCUUCGCUGACGUCAGCAACAACACCAGGGGAGGAGGGGGGGGAGGAGGCGAACUCAGUGGCUCUGUUUCCGACGCUGCCGCUGCAGCUGAGUUGGCGAAAUGCGAGGCAUCUUUGCAAGAGUGCAGAGAGAGUCUAGGGCAGGCUGGUGGAGAGGCAGGGAUGGGAGGGGAGGCCGGGACAAACAGUGCUGCUGCAACAACUGGUGAUGCGGCAACGACCGGUGCAGUGACCGGGUCUGGUGGUGCUGGGCCUGCUGUGGUGGUUGCAAUGAGUGAGAGUGAGAUGCUGGCAGCGCUGCAGACUCAGUGCGAGCAGCAGCAGAUUCUGAACGAGAGGCUGCAGCAGGAGAGAGAGAGGCUGGCAGCUGCAGUGGCGCAUUACUCAAGGAACACCACAGAUUGUAAUGAUACCGUCUCUAGUGAUGAUGCUCUUCAGGCUGCCCGGAAAGCAAUCGAAGAGUGCGGCCGGGCAGCUGAGCAAGCGCGGGAGAGCGCCAUUGGUGGCGGGUACAGCAGCGGGCAGCUUUCAGCCACCCGGAUUCGUGCCACGUCAUGCAGUGCGACAGAUGAGGAGCUCCUGAAAUACCUGAACUACUCCCCGAAGAAACCCUGUCCAGAUGACUGGUACUUCGUCCAGCACCUCAUCUUUGUCCGCAACUGCUUAUGCCUGCCGCGCCGCCGCUGCUUUGCCGCGGCGCCCCCGGACUACCAGGAGCCGAGCAUCCCCUUCCCCCAGUCUGUGUUCGACCCGCGUGCCCUGCUGGAUGCGAACGUGCGGUGGGACCUGCACCGCUGCAAGUCAUACGGAUGCAUUAACUCGCGGCUGCUUGGGGAUUGCCGCGACUGCUUUAACCUCACACUGGAGGCGAAGCGGUGGAAGAAUAACUAUCGCGGGGCGGUGACUCUUGCAGAGGUGAUGAAGCUGAAGCCGCCAGGGUCGAUCAGGAUUGGCUUGGAUGCCGGUGGGGGUACAGGCAGCUUUGCAGCGGCGCUUGCGCUGUACAAUGUGACAAUAUUGACCACGGCUAUGAACACGGAGACGGUGCAAGAAGUGGAAAUGGGGUUGCCUUAUAUGGAGACUAUUGCGCAGAGGGGUCUGGUGCCGCUGCACGUGCCGCACAAGGCCCGCCAGCCGUUCUUUGACAACACGCUGGAUUUGAUUCACACGGUGAACAGUAUCAAGUAUUUCUCCAUCCCAGAAUUUGAGGAGCUUCUGUUCGAGUGGGACCGGAUUCUAAGGCCUGGUGGGAUCUGGUGGUUUGAGCUGUUCUAUGCGCCGGUGUGGGAGAUGCCGCUGUACAUUGGGGUGAUUGAGCAGUUUGGGGCGAAAGCCAGCAACGGGGGAGAUGGAGCAGCGCCGGUUGCGGCGGGGACGGCCCCGGAUAUGGUGGUCCCGCGAAGCGCGGAGCAGGCGGUGAAUCAGGGGCUGGAGCUGUACAAGAAAGGGCGGGUUCGCGACGCGCUGAGGCGGUUCGAGAUGGCUCUCGAGAUGAAACCGUCUGAGGAAGAGGCGCAGGCGGCGCUCUACAAUAAGGCGUGCUGCCAUGCUUUCAGGGAGGAGGGCGCGCAGGCGCAGGAGGCGCUGCGCGACGCUCUGCGGUACGGGCUGCAGUUCAGCGUGAUUCUCAGCGACCCGGACAUGGCGGCGUUCCGCGCCAUGCCUGAAUUUAGAGCUCUUCAAGAGGAGGCAAGGAAGGGCGGCGAGGAAGUGGGCGGCAAGUUUCGGCGGGACUUGAAGUUGAUAGCAGAGGUGCAGGCGCCGUUCAGAGGCGUGAGGAGGUUCCUGUACGUGGCGCUGGGCAUGGCUGCUGGCAUCGCCACCGUCAUCACCAUCCCGCGGUUCAUCCUGGCCGUCCAAGGAGGGGUGGAUGCCCCGGAUCUGCUCACCACUGGUGGCAACCUGGCCAUUGAUCUGGGAGGCGGGGCGGCGAUGGUGGGGCUGUACCUAUGGGAGCAGCGGCGUGAGGAGGAGCAGAUGGGACGCGUGUCACGUGACGAGACGCUCUCCCGCCUGCCUCUCCGGUUGCAGUCGGGCAAGGUGGUGGAGCUGGUGCAGCUCAGAGGAACAACGCGCCCGGUGAUUCUGUCGGGGCGAAAGGAGGCGGUGCAGCAGGCAAUGAAGCGUGCAGAGGGGUACCGCAAGCAGCUGCAGGAGCGGGGGGUGCUGCUGGUGCCCGUGCUGCAGAGCAAGGGCGGAGGGGUGCUGGCAGAGAGCAAGAAGAAGGGCUUUGCUGCCGUGAAGAAGCCUGCUGCCACUCUGGAGUCGCUGGAGGAGUUUGAGGAGAAGGCGAGGGAGGCGGCGGCAAAGAGAGUGGCGGAGGCGGACCGACGACUCAAGGCUGAAGUGGUGUCGCCGGGGGAGUGGGACCAAUGGGUGCGGUCACAGCAGAAGGCGGAGAAGGUAGCGGAGGGCACUGAUGCCUUCAUCGUUCUGCGGCUGGACGGCCGAGUGCGCAAGUCAGGCACGGGCAUGCCUGACUGGGCGGAUCUUAUCAACGAGCUGCCUCCUCUCGACAGCCUAGUCAGCAAGCUUGAGCGCUGA